Messenger RNA from Macrosiphum euphorbiae (potato aphid), 687 nucleotides. Lineage: Eukaryota; Metazoa; Arthropoda; Insecta; Hemiptera; Aphididae. The record is from the annotation of a GenBank genome assembly.
AUGCAGAACCCCAAUGAAGACACUGAAUGGAACGAUAUAUUGCGUUCUAAAGGAAUCCUUCCACCAAAAAAAGAAAAGGAAAUAACGGAAGAAGAUGUCAUUAAUCUUGUAGAGCAGACAGUCCGUGAAAAACAAAAUGGAGAAAAAAAAGAUAUAGUUGAUAUGUCAUUGGAUGAAUUGGAUGAAUUAGAAGAUGAUGAAGAUGAACGAAUACUAGAAGAUUAUCGUAGACGUAGAAUAGCAGAGUUAAAAGAACAAGCACGAAAAGACGUUUUUGGCGAAGUGAUAGAAAUAAGUGGUCAAGAUUUUGUGGGUCAAAUCAAUAAAGCAGGAUCUGGAAUAUGGGUGGUUUUACUAUUACAUAAACAAGGCAUUCCAAUUUGUGCAUUGCUGUCUGAAUAUUUAAAUCAUUUAGCAAGAAAAUUUCCUGCUACAAAAUUUGUUAAAAGCAUUUCAACAACUUGCAUCCCAAAUUAUCCGGAUAGUAAUUUGCCGACUAUUUUCAUAUAUUAUGAAGGUGACCUAAAACAGCAAUUUGCCGGACCAAGAAUAUUUUCAUUAAACAUUACUCAAGAUGAGUUUGAGUGGAUGUUGGGUCAAACUGGUGCUGUGAAAACAAAGUUGAAAGAUAAUCCUAGACCAAAGACUAGAGAUGUAUUGUUUGACAAUUUACUCACUAAUAUGUGA